Plasmodium fragile is the source of this 2070-nucleotide messenger RNA. RefSeq lists its product as uncharacterized. Bases 1 to 2070 code for a protein of 689 amino acids. The record is from RefSeq and is a predicted model, not a curated record. The transcript is spliced from 7 exons. Lineage: Eukaryota; Apicomplexa; Aconoidasida; Haemosporida; Plasmodiidae. Gene Ontology annotation, molecular function: RNA binding.
AUGAGUACGUCAGAAGAAAUUAGAAAAGAAGGAUACCCAUGUGAGGAAGGAAAAGGCUUUUUCUUCCUAUUUAGAAAAAACAGGGGCGUGGACAAAGGUUGUGCUGAUGAAGCUGCUUUGGGUAGAGGAGCUCCACAAGAUUCGAGUAAUGAACGUGGUCGUCAGGACCAGGAUUUAAGGAAAAGUGGAUCUCAGGCGGGAUCUGAAGACGUGGAACACUCAAAGGAAGAGGAAGGAACGAAUAAAAAAAAAAAACAAGGCAAGGAAGACCGAGUAGAAGAUGGUUCCAAGGGAAAAUACAUCAAGGGGGGAACACCCGGCAUGAACAUAACCGUUUCGACCUUGGAAGAACGAGACGCACUGAACGAAGCAACGAGAUCACCACAUGCUGGUGAUGUAAGUCCUGAGAGUUAUAGCGACCAACUAAAAUUUGUUCACAAUACAACGAAAGAUUUCGAGGACGAUGGUAGUCAAAUGGCCCAUGACACUGCUACCAUGGUGGACAAUACGGAAAAUGGGCCAAAUGGUAAAAACGACAUGGGCUUGCAUGAAUUAAAUGAACAUAGCAACCACAGUGAUGAUGCUAGUAAUGUAAACAAAUGCAAAAGUGAAAUUGAUAACAGAAUUAAAAGAAAAAUGCAUCCGUUAAAGCAAAAUGAGGAGAAGAAGAAGAAAAAAACAGAUAUAGAUAAUGCUCCUUCUAUUGCUUCCGAUUCAUCUGAUAAGGAAAACAUGGACUCAAACGACAAUUUCAGUAAUAAUAGCACCACUGCCAUGUUUAAUAACAAGGACAAAGAUGACACAAAGGAGAAAAAGAAAUUUGGCUCCAAGGAGGACCACGUCAUUUUUGCGGAUGAGGCCCUGAAAGGAUACCCACGCAUUUUCGUAACCAGACUUCCCUUCGAGGCUGGAAAAAAGGACCUAGAAAAAUACUUCUCCAAAUAUGGAAAAAUAGUGGACAUUUACGUAUCAAAAAAUUUGUCAAAUAACAAAAAUAAGGGCUUUGGAUUUGUCUCCUUUGAGAAGCAAAUCUCGAUGGACAAUGUCCUGAAGGACAAGCUGCACAUCAUCUGCGGCAAGGAAAUCGUCGUGGACGUCGCUUCUAUGAGGGACAGCAAAACCAAGCACCUUUUCCACCUGCCGUCGGACCACUACCUAUCCAAGUACCCGAGGAAUGACAAAAAGUCCCCCAGCAGGACGAGCAACAAUUACGUCAACAUGAACAAGUACCACAGUGUACAUAAUAAAACGACCAACAUAAGGGACAUGUCCAAAAAUGUCGAUAAUAAUUUAGUCAUGCAAAAUUUUUACAAUCUAUGCCCAACGUACAAUGUACCAGAUAACAGAAUGAACAAUAAAAACGCCUACAAGAAUAAUAUGCCCAUGACCUUUUUCCCCCCCGCGGGUUAUAAUAUGGACAUGACCUAUUUCAAUAACCAGCAAAUGCCCUACCAGAACUGCAUGGAUUACAUGAGCCAGGAGUACUACUGGAACAUGGCCAACUAUUAUAACUGGAAUAACAUGAUGUUUCAUAAUGAAAAUAUGUACAAUACGAAGAAAAUGGAAUACCCUGAAUAUGUCGAAUACCCCUACUAUGCCUGUAACGGGCAGUACAUGAAUCAGACAGGCCUCCCCCCAACAAUGGGGAAAAACAAAUUGCCACCAAAAACUUGCCCCACCGAGGAGAGCAAUUUGAAGUACCCCACGAGUGUCGUCCCAAGCGGGAGUUACCAUUCCCCCGGUCAGCCAUUUGUGAGAAAAUUACCAGGCGGAGAUGAAUGGAACAAACGAGGAUACAAGCUGUUCGUUACCAAGUUGAAUAGCGUGACCACGAUCGAAACGCUCCGAAAGUACUUCGAAGCCUUCGGCGAGAUCAUCGACAUUUACAUGCCCAACGACGUGUGCACAAACAGACCUCGAGGCAUCGCCUUUGUUACCUUCCUGGACAACGACUGCGUGAAGAAAAUUCUUUCGAACAAAUAUUCAAGACAUAUAAUUGAUGGAAAGGAGGUUGUUGUUGAUCUUGCGGACCCAGAAACGAAAUCGAGGAAGAAUUUCUGUUACCCUUGA